AUGGCGGCGGCAAGAGCAGCAGCAGCGGCAGCAGGACCUGGUGGCGCAGCAAGAAUUGAGUGGCGACGGAAGGACGUCCGGACUCCGGCCAGAAGAGGACACUCUGCUCGCAAGACCCGCCUGGCGCUCGACUCGCCGCCGCUGCCCCCGGGAGGAUGUCACUGGUUAAGUCUCUGGGCCGGCCUUCUCAGUCCAGACUUUCUUAAAGUCCUCCAAAACAAUGCACUGUCACCAUCUCCUUACUUAUUACAAGCAGCAGGAAACUCCCUUCUCUAUAAACUGUAUCUUAAAGUCAGCUCAUGGGAUGAGGAAGCUGUGGAAAAGGCUUCAGAAGGACUUCGUGCAGUGUGUCUGUGUAUGAAUUUUAGUGCUUAUUUUAUGAAGAAAAAUGUUAAUUGCUUGCAUGGUGAUGGAGAAGGAUCUGUGUUAUCAGUUUUACAGGCAACAUUGCAGCUUGUUUUGGUAAAAGGAACUACAGGAGAAUUUGAGGGUGACGUUGUGGAUAUCUAUCAGCGAGAGUUCCUAGCACUUAGAGACCGCUUGCACGCUGCUGAGCAAGAGAGCCUCAAGCGGUCUAAGGAGCUGAACCUUGUCCUAGAUGAAAUAAAGCGAGCCAUCUCGGAGAAGCAGGCCCUGCGGGAUAUAAACCGGACGUGGAGCAGCUUAUCUGAUGAAACAAAAUUGAAACUGUGGAAUAUCACUAACAAGAAUGUGCUGCAUCUCCCCACUAUCUUUCAUCAUUUGCCACACUUGUUGUCGAAGGAGAAUAGCUUGCAGCCAGCUGUGCAUGUUGGACAGGGACGCACAGGAGUAUCAGUAGUCAUGGGGAUCCCCAGUGUCAAGCGGGAGGUACAUUCCUACCUGACAGAUACCCUUAAUUCUCUGAUCUCAGAGCUCAAUCAGCAGGAGAAGGAAGACUCUGUCAUUGUUGUCCUGAUUGCUGAGACAGAUCCACAAUAUACAACUGGAGUGGCAGAGAAUAUAAAAAGCCUAUUCCCCAAUGAAAUACAUUCUGGUCUUCUAGAAGUUAUUUCCCCUUCGCCACAUUUCUACCCUGACUUCUCCCGCCUUCGAGAAUCUUUUGGUGAUCCCAAGGAAAGAGUAAGAUGGAGGACUAAACAAAAUCUAGAUUACUGCUUUUUAAUGAUGUAUGCACAAUCCAAAGGCAUUUAUUAUGUUCAGCUGGAAGAUGAUAUCAUAGCCAAACCAAACUAUCUCAGUACAAUGAAGAAUUUUGCUCUGCAACAACCAUCUGAAGAAUGGAUGAUCUUGGAGUUCUCACAGCUUGGGUUUAUUGGGAAGAUGUUCAAGUCACUGGAUCUUAGUCUGAUUGUGGAAUUCAUACUCAUGUUCUAUAAGGACAAACCCAUUGAUUGGCUCCUUGAUCAUAUCCUUUGGGUAAAAGUCUGCAACCCAGAAAAAGAUGCAAAACAUUGUGACAGACAGAAGGCCAACCUCAGGAUCCGCUUCAAACCCUCACUCUUCCAACAUGUAGGAACUCACUCCUCCCUGGCUGGUAAAAUACAAAAGCUAAAAGACAAAGAUUUCGGAAAACAAGCUCUUAGAAAAGAACAUGUCAAUCCUCCUGCAGAAGUGAGCACCAGCCUGAAAACGUACCAGCAUUUCUCCUUGGAAAAAGCAUAUCUAAGAGAAGAUUUCUUCUGGGCAUUUACCCCCACAGCGGGUGACUUCAUACGCUUUCGCUUCUUUAAGCCACUCCGCAUUGAACGGUUUUUCUUCCGCAGUGGUAAUAUUGAACACCCUGAAGAUAAACUCUUCAACACAACGGUGGAGGUCAUGCCCUUUGAUAGCCUCCAGUCUGAUAAAGAAGCCCUGCAGGAGGGGAGAGCAACAGCAUUCAGAUACCACAGAACAUCUGAUGGCUACAUCCAGAUAGGCUCCUUUUCAAAAGGCAUUGCAGAAGGAGAAGUGGACCCUUCCUUUGGGCCUCUGGAAGCAAUACGUCUCACUAUCCAGACUGACUCGCCUGUGUGGAUCAUCUUGAGUGAGAUAUUCCUGAAGAAAGCGGAUUGAACUUUCAGAGCAAUGUGUCUAUCCACUCUUCCCCUCUUCUUCCUCUCUUCUGCGAAACUGCAGAACAUGGCAGAACCUGAGCAGCUGAUUCCUGAGGUAAAGGUGGGUUGCCCACGAAAGGGCACCUGCUGCUCCAAGAACAGGAAGAAAAAGGUGGCAGGGAAAACUGGGCAGGGUCUUGGUGUUUCCUGGCUGCACUUUCUGGGAGAAGAGAAGCAUUUUUCACAGAGACCCAUGGCUGCUGGACUGAAUAAGAAGCAGCAGCCCCCGUGUUGGUCUCUCAUGGACUCGGCUGCCUUUGCAGCUGCAGAGUGAGAACUGAGGAGAUGAACUUCCCAUGUAAAAGAUCCGGAGGGUUUUGAACUCUUGAGCAAUUCCCACACCUUUCCCUCUCCACCCUACCCCUGAGUGCUGAUGCCUGAAUGUAUCAUUCAAGGGUGCAUUUAGUAAUACGGGUUGAAGGAGCGUUAAGGCUAAAGCUAGAGGGCAACCUGAUUGUCCAGCUCUUACCAGCUGUGGAGGAGCACUGAGGUGUCGAGCAAGAAAAGCAGUCACACCUCCAGGCCUUCUGUAAGUACAAGUGGUUGCUUCAGGCCACAACUGAGGAUUAAACACGAAAGAACGCAUUUGCAGAUUGGGGAAAGAGGGUGCUGGGUGGAGGUGACAGAAUGGCAGGGAUACUAAUAAUACCACACUGUGCCUGCCAGGGCUGUUCAUGUCCCCUUCAUACAAUACAAUACAGUUUCAUGCUGAAGUUGCCAGUGUCUUCAUGCCUCAAGAAUGAGUGCAGAGCCCUUCCUUUUAAAUCCAUAUCUCUGUUAUUUACUGGUUGGUGUGAAUUUUGAAGAAAAAAAUUGUAGGGCAGUUCUCAAAUGGUAGGGAUUAGAGUGUAAUUUAAAAUAAAAACCCAAUGUCUCUAGUUAUA
Messenger RNA from Pogona vitticeps (central bearded dragon), 2959 nucleotides. The record is from RefSeq and is a predicted model, not a curated record. Lineage: Eukaryota; Metazoa; Chordata; Lepidosauria; Squamata; Agamidae.